Molecule: messenger RNA, 1387 nt
Organism: Drosophila ficusphila
Lineage: Eukaryota; Metazoa; Arthropoda; Insecta; Diptera; Drosophilidae
Product: golgin subfamily A member 7
Exons: 5
Coding region: 143-598 (151 amino acids)
Biological process (GO): peptidyl-L-cysteine S-palmitoylation; protein targeting to membrane
Cellular component (GO): palmitoyltransferase complex
Source: RefSeq, a predicted model, not a curated record
UAUCGCAUCAACAUCGAUUUUCGUUCCAGCUCUAAUUAUUAUAUUUAUCUUGAUUUUUACCAAUUUCGAGGCAAAAAAGGAAUCCUACGAGGUUUCCGAAGCCAAAAAAAGCUUACAUCAGCUCCAGAUAAAAAGAGACGACAUGUCCCAAGGAGGCAGUGCCACACCAGCGGGCGGUAAUCCCACGGCGCUCCAAGCAACCGGAGGGGGCGUGGUCUUCAGCAAGGUCUUCAUCCAACGGGACUACAGCGAGGGAACCUCCGUAAAGUUCCACACGCGACUGCCCGCCGAGCUGGAGGGCAUGAUCGAAAGACACGUCUUCGAGGCCACCAUCAACAGGCUAAAUGAAUUUUACGCCGAGGCGGAGGAGGGAUCCUGUGGCACCUAUUGCGAAGGGUGCAUCGGCUGCAUCACGGCCUACUUGAUCUACAUGUGCUCCGAAACGCACUACGAAAAGACCCUUCGCAAGAUUUCCAAAUUUGUGGCUUCCCAAAACGAACGCAUUUACAACGCCAAGGGCCUGCAGCUGAUCGAUCCGACUUAUCGGGGCCUCCGCGUCAUAGAGAUUACAAUAUUCGAUCGUCCGGGGCGAACGUGACUUCCGAUUUCUCAUUCAGCCAACGAGUUUUUCAUGUGAGAUCCAGCAGCCACAAUCGCAUCAACAGGAGGGUAAAGGAGAAGCAGUCCGUUUCAGCAAUUAUCAAGCAAAAGUCAGCGCCAUUGUGUGUGUUUCCAAAAUCAAUACAAAGCUGUGUAAUCAGCUAAAGCUUUAUAACCUAUAACCAUAUGUCUUGGCAGAGCAGCGGCCAGAGCGUCUUUGGGGCAUGCGACUUAGUCACGGGUGUGCUGGGAGUCCGCCUCCGCUGCAGCCACAUACGAUAUGCUAGAUUAGCCGUUAAUGAUUAGCCAAGGCAGAGUACGGCCAGUUAGUUAGUAUUUAUGCGUUAGCAGGCAUAGUCAUGUAAGUGAAAAGCUACCGAAACUGCAUUUUGAGCCGAAGCAAGCAUCAACAUAUAUACACAUUCGCAUAUGUUAUCAUUGUUCUACCUAUCAGACCGAAAGGCCAGCGAGAAUUGAUUGUUUUGUAAUUUAAAGAAAGAAUGAAUAUUGUAUACAUCUUGUUUGUAGUAGUUACUAACAAUUCGAUUGUCUAAGGUUUUACUUUUAAUGGCAUUACCAUACAUUUUAUACAUAGUUCAAGCUUAAUCAGACAAAGCAUACGCAUAACGUUUUCUAUACAAAACUCUUUACGAUUUCAAACAGCGCCAAAUGAACUUACACAUAAACGAAAUGGAGAAUUGUUCGAUUUUUAAUAUAAAUGAGCAAGAUUAACAUAGUUAUAUAUCUUAUAAGAAAAAAAUAUAUAUUGCCGUCAUAUAUAAACGUG